Trametes versicolor FP-101664 SS1 is the source of this 2262-nucleotide messenger RNA. RefSeq lists its product as uncharacterized. The coding region runs from base 1 to 2262 and encodes 753 amino acids. The transcript has a single exon. Lineage: Eukaryota; Fungi; Basidiomycota; Agaricomycetes; Polyporales; Polyporaceae. The record is from RefSeq and is a predicted model, not a curated record.
AUGUCUCAGCGGGGCCCACCCUCGCCCGAUAUGGUCGACCAUGCGGGCCACAACAAGCGUGGCCGCAUGGACAUCGACGACUCGUACGGCCAGCCUGGAGGGGGAGGGAGCGGCGGUGGCCACUUCGGUGGCUUCCCGCCGCCACCUUUCUCAUCUCCGGGCCCGGCGUACAACUACGGGCCCAAUUACGGGCCAGGUCCGGGACCCAACUACGGGCCCGGCCCCAACAACAACUACGGGCCCGGCCCCAACAACUAUGGCCCGCCCCAGUCCAACUACUCGGGCCCUUCGUACGGGCCGGAGUCGAAUGGCUGGGAGCGGGCCGCGGACGCGUACAAGGAACUUGCGGACGCGCGGCAAAAGUACGCCGAGCUCGCAAACGACUGCGGCGUACUCAAGGCAAAGGAAGCCGACCUCCGCGCGCGCAUUCGCGAGCGCGAUCGCGCACUGGACGAAGCGGGGACGAAGCUGAAGGGCCUCCGCGAGGAGCGCGACACGCUCCUCAAAGAGGUUACUUCUCUUCGUGCCGAGACGCAGUCGCUGAACAAGGAAGUUCAGCACCUCCGCCGUGGGUAUGCGCCUACCGGACCCCGAUUCGUUCCCCCGGGAUCGGAUGGGGGCUGGGACGGCGCCGGCCGAGGGCGCACAGCUGGAUCGGGCCACCACGCAACUACCCCGGUCCAGCCGCCCACCAAUGCCGUGGGCCCCACUCCUGCGAACACCACGACGACGGGCCACCGUACUACGGAAACCUCGUCGUCGCGCGUGCAGCAGGGGCCAACCAAUCGCUCCACCCAACCCGCACACGCUCGCGCCCCGCUCGCGGCCAGUCGAUGGGCCAGUCGAUGGGCCCCUCAGGGCGCGCAGCCGUCGGGCGCUCCGGUCCAACCUACAGCGCCCACGAAUGCGCCCCCGCAGGCAGUUGCGGUUCGGCCCGCGCCGCAGCCCGCGGCACUCCCGACGACUCGCAUCGCCCCGCAGUCGGUGCCAGUCUCCGAGUUCGAACUCAGUCUGAUGACUGAGGCCGAACGCGAGGCGCACCACGUUCUCAGCCGACAGGGCCAAGUCGACACUUCUCUCGAAGCGUCGGGCCAGCCUCUGUCGGCCUGGUACCUCAGUUGGAUUAGCCCGCCGCUGUCCAUGGCCGAGUCAUUCGACGCCAUGGACCACGAUGCGGGCGACGACGACGAGUCAGACGACGGCAAUGGUGCCGCCCCUGGUCUCGACCUGGUCUUCCCGGACCCCAUCUCCUCGUUCGCCAAUCAGUUGACCACUGCGGCUCACACCAAAGAGGUCAACCGAGCGGCUCGAGCCCGGGGAAUGGAGACUAUCGAACCCCUCCCGUCCACGGUGGACCCCGAGUUCGGAGCCUGGUCCGGCACCACCAUUGAAACGGUGGUGCAGGCCCAGAAUCUCCGAUGGUGGGCCCUAGUCGAAUGGGACGAAGAAGCCUUGCGCUUCUUGAAGUUCGUAGGAACCAUGUAUCAGGUGUCGGGGCACGUACGCCCUGAAGGCAUACGGUUCCUGCAGAAACAACAGAGCGCGGACGCGGCCCGGCGCAAGGCUCAUGCCCGGAAGCCUACGCCGCGCCCGGUCAACGCCCCCCGCAUGCACCUCGGUCGCUACCCUGAGGCCUCCGCCGACAUUGACGUCGUGUGGAGGUUCUUCAGGUGCGCCGAAGUGAGUACGUGGCCCACGGGGAUGAGGUUAGCGUCGGGCGCAGUGCCUCCCAGCACUGGCUUCAGCGUCCCUCUCCUCGCGGAUUGCCGCGCAUUCUUCCUGUUGUGGCACCUCCUCCCUCUUCGGUCGAAGAAGAAUCCCCACCACGAGCAUGACGCGCGAAUCCGCGCGCUCGCGGUGGAGCUAUUCUCCAUCCCCGGAUGGUACGAGCGCGUAGUCGCCGCCGGAGAGUUCAUCGCUGAACCCCAGGCGGCGCCCGUGCGGUACCCCUACUCGUCCGACGACGCCUCUCACGUCUUGAUCGCCGCGUGGUUCUGCACCCACGGCGUCGGACUGGCUGAGGAUAUCAUCACCUCCCUUCGCCGCUGGGCACUCCGCGCGCGCAACAUCACUCUGGAGAGAGAGGUCACGGACGAAUCCCCCUGGCCUGCUGAGCCUGCCUCGCUCGCCGCCGUCACCGGCCCCGCCGAGAUCGCCCUCGUCGUCAAAUACCACGAGCUGGCCUGGGGAUCACCCCUACUCGAGACCCACGAGACGAACCAUGGCGACUUCGACGAGCUGGACGACGGGGAAGAACUCUAG